ACUACACAUAGCGAGUACUCAUCUGCUACGUACGUAAAUCAAGCAAACUUAUAAAUAUAUUCUCUCCUAGCUUUCCUUACGUACGUACGUACGUAGUAUAUAUUUUUCAUGGAGUUUGCUGGUCUAAGUAGAAUUCAACCUCUUAGCUGGGUGAUCAUGAUGAUCAUGCUAGUUUCAUUUAUUGUCCUGUGUAGACUAUUAUGGUCUUGUUUGAUUUCACCUUCUCUAGCAAACUUGAAACUUAAGAGAAAUGGUUUCACAGGCCCAUCUCCUAGUUUCCCUCUCGGUAAUAUAAGUGAUAUUAUGGGAAUCAAGUCCAAAAUCAAUGCCUCUGAGAAUGGUACACAUCAUGAUAUACAUUCAAGGGUGUUUCCUUACUUUUCUAGUUGGCAAAAAUCUUUUGGGAAGGUAUUCAUUUACUGGCUGGGCACAGAGCCAUUUUUAUACGUGUCAGACCCAAAAUUUCUGAAAAAUUUGUCUGGACAAGUGUUGGCCAAGGGUUGGGGAAAACCCUCUGUGUUCAAACAUGAUAGGAAACCCAUGUUUGGCAAUGGUCUGGUCAUGGUCGAAGGCGACGACUGGGUCCGUCACCGCCAUGUCAUCACUCCUGCUUUCACCCCUGCCAACUUGAAGGCAAUGUCAUGUUUAAUAGUGGAGUCCGCCACAAAUAUGUUGGACAACUGGGCCACCCAGAUAAGUUCCGGCAACCCAGAAAUUGACGUGGAGAGAGAAAUUACAACGACAGCCGGGGAAGUCAUAGCAAAGACGAGUUUUGGGAUAAGUUACGAAAGUGGUAGGUUAGUGUUUGAGAAAUUAAAAGCUCUACAGACCACUCUCUUCAAGACAAACCGGUUUGUGGGGGUCCCUUUCAGCAAGUUCUUAUGCCCAACCAAAACUCUAGAAGCCAAGAAGCUUGGCCAAGAGAUCGACACUCUUUUUUUCUCUAUAGUGGAAGCUCGAAAGUUAGAGUCCAAAAAUAAAGAGUGUCGUCAACACUAUGACCUGCUUGGCUUGUUGCUUAAAGAGAGUACAGGAGGAGCGUCGUCGGGGAGGAGCUUGACGACGAGGGAACUGGUCGAUGAGUGUAAAACGUUCUUCUUCGGCGGACACGAAACGACGGCGUUGGCCAUCACUUGGACAAUGCUACUUCUUGCCAUGUAUCCUGAGUGGCAAGUUGAGUUGAGAGAGGAGAUUAAGCAAGUGAUUGGAGAUAAAGAAGUUGAUGCCACGUUGCUUGGUGGGUUAAAGAAGAUGGGAUGGGUGAUGAACGAAGUAUUUCGACUAUACCCUUCAGCACCAAAUGUGCAAAGGCAAGCAAGAGGAGACAUUAAAGUGGGCGACCAAACAAUCCCUAAUGGCACCAACGUGUGGAUCGACGUGGUGGCCAUGCACCAUGACCCAACUCUAUGGGGCGACGACGUAAACGAGUUCAAGCCACAGAGAUUUAAGGACGACAUAUUUGGAGGGUGUAAUCACAAGAUGGGGUUUUUGCCUUUUGGGUUUGGAGGGAGAAUGUGUGUUGGAAGAAACUUGAGCUUCAUGGAGUACAAGAUUUUCUUAACCCUUAUUCUAUCUAGGUUUUCUUUUAACCUCUCUCCAACCUAUACUCAUUCUCCUGCUAUCAUGCUUUCCCUCAGGCCUACCCAAGGGCUGCCUAUACUAUUUCAGCCGCUUUAAGUUAACCCUAUAUAUAAACUAGGUGGAUAGCAAGUAUGCAAUUUUAUUUCAGCCUCUAGAGUUAUAUUUUUUAUUAAUAAAGAUGUAAUAUUUUAUUAAUUAAAUAAAAAUACAAUGUUUAUAUAA
Humulus lupulus (European hop) is the source of this 1803-nucleotide messenger RNA. RefSeq names its product cytokinin hydroxylase-like. Gene Ontology annotation, molecular function: iron ion binding; oxidoreductase activity, acting on paired donors, with incorporation or reduction of molecular oxygen; heme binding. Lineage: Eukaryota; Viridiplantae; Streptophyta; Magnoliopsida; Rosales; Cannabaceae. The record is from RefSeq and is a predicted model, not a curated record. Bases 109 to 1677 code for a protein of 522 amino acids. The transcript has 4 exons.